Prunus avium (sweet cherry) is the source of this 657-nucleotide messenger RNA. Lineage: Eukaryota; Viridiplantae; Streptophyta; Magnoliopsida; Rosales; Rosaceae. The record is from RefSeq and is a predicted model, not a curated record.
AUGCUAAAUACCUUGCAAGUUUUGCAAGAGCUAAAUGAAAGCUCCUCCUUUUUGAAACCUUUGGCCUUCACACUGCUGGCCAUUUUCCUUAUCUUCCUAUACACAUGGUACUCUUCCACUAAAACCACCACCCAAAAAUCAUCACCACCACCUUCUCCACCAAAGCUACCUAUCAUUGGAAACCUUCACCAGAUAGGCUCGUACCCUCAUCGCUCACUUCAAGCCUUGUCCCAACGCCAUGGCCCUCUCAUGCUUCUCCACUUUGGAAGUGUCCCGGUGCUUCUCGUGUCUUCAGCUGAGGCAGCCCGGGAGAUCUUGAAAACUCAUGACCUCGCGUUUUCUGGUCGACCCAAGUCCACCAUCUUUGACAAGCUUCUCUACAACUACAAAGAUGUCACAAGCGCGCCGUAUGGUGAGUAUUGGAGGCAGGUGAGAAGUAUAUGUGUGUCAAAUCUUUUGAGCGACACAAGGGUUCGGUCUUUUCGUUCUGUGAGGGAAGAUGAAACCAAAUCCAUGAUCAGAAACAUAAAUAAUUCAUCAUCAUCUGUUUUGAAUUUAAGCGAAAUCUUUGUGAGGCUUACUAAUGAUGUGGUGUGUAGAGUGGCUUUAGGAAGGAAGUACAGUGAUGGGGAAGGCGGGGAAUGGGAGGAUGUUUAA